CUGCAUGGCGGCGGCCUUCAUAUAUGCUGCUCUGCUGAGGUCAGCAUCCACCGCGCUGCAGCACAAACAUGGAGGGAGCAUCAAAUAAGCUACAAUACUGGAGACUUUAUCUUCUGGCCGUGGUUCUGGGGAUUGGUGGCUCCUUUCAGUAUGGCAUUCAAGUGUCGGCCAUUGCUGCUCCAGCAGAGCACGUCGAGGCUUUUAUCAACCAAACGUGGCUGCUGAGAUACCAAACUCCGGUGGAAGAUUCCACCGAGCAGCUCAUUUGGUCCUUCAUCGUGGCCGUGCUGAGUUUGGGGGCGUGGCUUGGCGCUGUUCACAGCGGAAGUCUGCCGGUCAAAUAUGGCCGGAAGAAAGCGUUAAUGAUCAACGACGUCGUGGCCGUCGUGGCCGCUUUGUUCAUGCUCUUUAGCCGCGCGGCCAAAUCUUUUGAGAUGAUUUUGCUAGGCCGCUUUCUCUUCGGAUACAACGUUGGUCUUGGCUUGAGCGUGCACCUCAUGUACUUGGGUGAAAGCUCUCCAAAGAAACUAAGAGGAUUCUUGACUCUCACCAGCUCCAUCUUUAUUGGUUUGGGGAAGGUUAUGGGUCAAAUCAUUGGCAUCAAGGAGAUGAUGGGCUCUGAAGAAAUGUGGCCUUUCCUCUUGGCAAUCAGCGGCAUUCCCGCCAUUGUGCAGUUUGUGGCUCUGUUAUUCUUCCCCGAGUCUCCUCGGUACCUUUACAUCGACAAAGGGGACUCUGAAGGCGGCAAGAAAGCAUUGCAGUGGCUGUGGCAGGAAGACGACUUGAAGCAGGAGCUGGAAGACAUGGACAAGGAGCGUGAGAGCGUCCAAGGCGAGCAGGCCAAGACAGUGAAGGAUGUUCUGACUCGUCGCUGCGUCAGAUGGCAGCUGUUGACCUUGGCCAUCCCCUGUGCUGGUGUCCAGUUCUGUGGCAUCAAUGCCCUCUAUUUCUACGCAUUCGACAUUUUCCGGGAGUCAGGAGUACCGGAGGAGCAGAUGCAUUACUUGGCAAUCGGGAUCGGAGCCACGGAGCUCAUCACUGUGAUGCUGUGUUCCUUGAUUAUAGACCGUGCUGGCCGCAAGAAGCUGAUGGGCUUUGGCUAUUUACUGAUGGGGGCCACCAUGGCUGUUCUUACUGCUAUGCUGUCCAUCAAGGAUAUGAAUUCAUGGAUCCCGUAUGUGAACAUCGCCUUGAUUUUUUGUGUCAUCUGCAUUUACGGACUCGGACCCUCCGGAGUGUCUAUGGUUCUUCCCGCUGACCUUUUCCUGCAAGCAUGGCGUCCCUCCGCGUAUGUCGUCAGCGGAACUAUUAACUGGCUCAGCUUGUUCCUCGUGGGCAUGUGUUUCAGCUACGUGGUGGACGGACUGGGCCAGUACUGCUUCCUGAUCUUCGUGGUCUACUGCGUCUUCAGCGCGGCCUUCCUCCUCUGCUUGGUGCCGGAAACCAAAGGAAAGACCAUAGUGGAAGUUACGGAGGACUUCAACAAACUUAAUUACAAGAACAGAGAAACGGAACUGUCCACUAAGUUGUAAUAUCUGACCUUGUAUUUAUUGACCUGUUGUUGUGGGUAUUAUUUAGUGUAUUGUUACAGUGGUUUCCUGCAGAUUCACCAUUCAGCAUUCGCCUCCCUGCAAAAAUGUAGCUGAUUUUUUGUCCCAAUUUUUUUAUUAAUGCUUUUUCUAACUGGAAAUAGGCUGUUAUCCAGCAGAAAAGUCGUAUAAUAAUGAAGAAAUAUGUUUUUAAAAAUACAACUUUAAUUGCACAUUUUGAAAUUGAAGAUUGUGAGCAUUGUUAUGGAUACCGAUCAAAUUAGGUGCCCUCGAUUAUUGCAGUACAAAUAAAAACUAAAAUUUAUAAUAAAAAGAUUAUGCUGCUUAAUGCAGCAAUAUUUUAAUGUACAGUAUUUUAUGUCCUUUGUGUUUUAAGUCCUUGUUUUCACCUUUUUUUUGUAAAAAAAAUAUUGGGUAACACUUUAGUAUGGGGAACAUAUUCAGCAUUAAUUAGUUGCUUAUUAAAGUAACAAAGACUUAAUUUAGAGUUAUUUGGGCACUAGGGGAACAUGUGAGGGUGAGGGUUACUAAUAAGCAAUAAUUCUGUGGUUAUUGAGGGAAGCGUCUUAGUUAAUGGCUUACUGGUUGUAUAAUAAGGCCAUGCAGAAUAAGGCAUUAAUACGUACUUAAUGACUAAAUAAGAGCCAACAUGUUACUAAUUUGCAUGUUAAUAAGCAACUAAUUAAUGGUGAAUAUGUGUUCCCCAUACUAAAGUGUUACCAAAUACUGAUAGUGAAAUUGUUCUUUGUUUUUCAUGUCUGUCAAACCUGCUCAGUGGCCUUGUGGUUAGAGUCUCCGCCCUGAGACUGGAAGGUCGUGAGUUCAAACCCCGGCCGAGUCAUAACAAAGACUAUAAAAAUGGGACGCAUUACCUACCUGCUUGGCACUCGGCAUCAAGGGUUGAGAUUGGGGGUUAAAUCACCAAAAUGAUUCGCGAGCGUGGCCACCGCUGCUGCUCACUGCUCCCCUCACCUCCCAGGGGGUGAACAUGGGGAUGGGUAAAAUGCACAGGAUAAUUUCACCACACGUAGUGUGUGAGUGACUAUCGUUGAGACUUUAACUUUAACUUAACUAAUAUAUAAAGCCCCUUUUUAUUUGUGAGAAUUACAUCCCGAGACCACCCGCCAAUUAGGACUGGAUGGACUUUAUUCAUCCCACAUUGGGGAAAUUAUGUGGUUGCAGUGUCAACAAUUGUCAUUUUUAAAAUCUAUUUUUUGUUGGUUUUAUAAGAUGUGGUUUACCAAAACACAGCAACUAGAUGAAAAUAAAUUGAGUAAUUUCACUUGA
Messenger RNA from Nerophis lumbriciformis (worm pipefish), 2837 nucleotides. Its product is annotated as solute carrier family 2, facilitated glucose transporter member 11-like. Gene Ontology annotation, molecular function: D-glucose transmembrane transporter activity. Lineage: Eukaryota; Metazoa; Chordata; Actinopteri; Syngnathiformes; Syngnathidae. Gene Ontology annotation, cellular component: plasma membrane. The record is from RefSeq and is a predicted model, not a curated record. Gene Ontology annotation, biological process: dehydroascorbic acid transport.